Messenger RNA from Morchella importuna, 441 nucleotides. RefSeq lists its product as uncharacterized. The transcript has 2 exons. The coding region runs from base 1 to 441 and encodes 146 amino acids. The record is from RefSeq and is a predicted model, not a curated record. Lineage: Eukaryota; Fungi; Ascomycota; Pezizomycetes; Pezizales; Morchellaceae.
AUGCGGUUGAGCUCAAAUGAGAAGGGUGCUGGACCUGUUGAGAUCUCGGGUGUGGGGGAGGCGGCUGUUGGCCAUGCUGGAGUUGUGUCUGUGGAGGACCAGGUGGGUAUUGGUAUUGACUUUGGGGGGCGGAUUGAUUGUGAGGCAGAGGUGAACGGUGCAGUGGGUAUUGAGAAGUCCUCGGAGACUGGUAUGGUGAGGAGGUCGACGAGGAAUGCGAGUGCGUCGGUGGUGGUGGCGGUGGUGGGGGUGGUGGUGGCUGACGGUAUCCACUAUAUUCAGGUGGAGGUGGGGGUGCAUAUGAAUUUUGCGGCGGUGGGUAAUUGGGGUAUGCCGAAUAUUGCCCAGAUUGAGAUGAGGGUGGAUACAUGGGGUAUUGCGGUUGGUCGUAUGGACGAGGCGCAUAUUGAGGUUCCCCCCGACUAUCCCGCGGGCUCAUAA